Molecule: messenger RNA, 1071 nt
Organism: Monopterus albus (swamp eel)
Lineage: Eukaryota; Metazoa; Chordata; Actinopteri; Synbranchiformes; Synbranchidae
Product: pro-opiomelanocortin
Exons: 4
Coding region: 16-1071 (351 amino acids)
Biological process (GO): neuropeptide signaling pathway
Cellular component (GO): extracellular region
Molecular function (GO): neuropeptide hormone activity
Source: RefSeq, a predicted model, not a curated record
UUUCACAAUUCAUUAAUGAAUGUUCUUUCUUCAACUGUUCAGCUUGUGGACACACAAGGUUUUCAUCAGAGUGAGCGUGUGUUUGUGUUUGUGUGUAGGAGGAUAUUUCACCGAAUUUGUACAGGCAUCAGUGAUGACGAUGUCAUUUUUCUGUGUGCGUGUCCUUGGCUGACACAAUAUAAAAGUCAGCCAGAGGGUCGGGGGCACAGAAAAGGAGAGGAACAACAGGAAGCUCCAUCCGACAGCCUCUGCCGCCAAAACACCAGCAAUAAGAGCAAGAAGAAGAGAGACGGGACAACGCGGACAAUGUGUCCUGUGUGGCUGUUGGUGGCUGUGGUAGUUGUGGGCGUGACCAGAGGAGCUGUCAGUCAGUGCUGGGAGCACCCGAGCUGCCAGGAGCUCAACUCUGAGGCCAGCGUGAUGGACUGUAUCCAGCUCUGUCACUCCGACCUCACCGCCGAGACGCCCCUCAUCCCAGGAAGAGCGCACCUCCAACCUCAGCCUCCAGACUCCUCCUCCAUCCUCCCGUCCUCCUCCUCCACUACUCCUCAGGCCAAGCGGUCCUACUCCAUGGAACACUUCCGCUGGGGGAAACCCGUCGGUCGAAAACGCCGCCCCAUCAAAGUCUACGCCUCCAAUGGUGUGGAGGAGGAGUCCGCUGAAGUUUUCCCCGGAGAGAUGAGGAGGCGGGAGCUGGCCAACGAGCUGUUGGCAGCGGCAGCAGAGGAGGAGGAGAAGGCACAGGAGGUGAUGGAGGAGGAGCAGCGGGAGCUCCUGAAUAGCAUCCAGGAGAAGAAAGAUGGCCCCUACAAGAUGAAGCACUUCCGCUGGAGCGGUCCGCCAACCGGCAAGCGCUACGGCGGCUUCAUGAAGAGCUGGGAUGAAGGCAGCCAGAGACCACUGCUCACCCUCUUUCUCAAAGGUGAUCUACUAUGUCUGAGGUUUCUAUACAAGACAAAGAGAGAGAGAAUUAUCAGGCUGACAGACAGGUAUCAGUACACAGGGUCCAUGUCCAUCUAUAGAGACGACGUCGACGAUACUCUUCCUCUUAGACAGAGGAUCCUCAUCUGA